Molecule: messenger RNA, 1938 nt
Organism: Polyodon spathula (Mississippi paddlefish)
Lineage: Eukaryota; Metazoa; Chordata; Actinopteri; Acipenseriformes; Polyodontidae
Product: matrix metalloproteinase-25-like
Exons: 10
Coding region: 127-1857 (576 amino acids)
Biological process (GO): collagen catabolic process; extracellular matrix organization; proteolysis
Cellular component (GO): extracellular matrix
Molecular function (GO): metalloendopeptidase activity; zinc ion binding
Source: RefSeq, a predicted model, not a curated record
UGGAAGGACGUCGCUUUUGUGUGUGUGUGUGUGUGUGUGUGUGUGUGUGUGUUUUCUCUCUAAAGUUUGACAUUUCUCUUUUCUCUUUAAUUCGCCGUGCCAGCGCUUGUUCUGGUCCAUGUAUUGAUGGAUUUAUUCGGUGCCGGUCGUGGCGGGGGGUGCGCGUUUAUUUUACCGGCGUUCGGGCCGCUCCUCUUCAGUUUUUUUUCGGUAACCGAAUCCGCUCCUCUGAACUCGGACUCCUUCAGUAAGGGUGUGGACUGGCUCACUCGCUAUGGGUACCUGCCUCCCCCUGAUCCCCGGACAGGACAGCUCCAGACAAAGGAGGGCAUCGAGAAGGCAAUACGGGUCAUGCAGAGAUUCGGAGGGAUUCAAGAGACAGGAAAACUUGACUCGGAGACCAUGGCUCUCAUGAAUAUGCCUCGCUGCUCGUUGCCGGACAUCAUCGGAACCUCAGAGCUUCUUCGCAGACGGAAACGCUAUGCCCUGAGUGGGCUUCUGUGGAGCAAGAAGACUCUGAGCUGGAGGGUGCUCUCGUACCCCCAGACUCCUCAGAACCGAGAUCUCCGCCAGGACAUGGUGAACUUGGUCCUGCACUACGCCCUGAAGCCCUGGGGUGACGUCACCCCGCUACGCUUCGAGCGUGCCUCGCCGGGAGGGGGGGACCCUGAUAUCAAGGUGGAGUUCAGCCGCUCCUAUCACGAGGACGGGUACCCCUUCGAUGGGCCGGGGGGCACCCUUGCCCACGCCUUCUUCCCCGGAGAGCACCCCAUAUCAGGGGACACUCACUUCGAUGACGAUGAGACCUGGACAUACUUAGCUAACGAUGAGCAGGGCACAGAUCUCUUCACCGUGGCGGUGCACGAGUUUGGUCAUGCCCUGGGGCUGUCUCACUCCUCCUCCUCUCACUCCAUCAUGAAGCCGUACUAUCAGGGUAGCGCGGGGGACCCCGUGAAGUACAAUCUCUCACGGGACGAUGUGGAGGGGAUACAGCAGCUGUAUGGUAAGAAAGACACAUCCCCUCCAGAAUCCCCGCCUACCCAGCCCAGGAUUCCAACUCUCCCCCCUGGCCGACCAACCAGACAGCCUCGCCCGGACCUACCAGAUCGGUGCUCCCAGGGGGGGUUCGACGCCAUCGCUAACAUCAGAGGAGAAGUCUUCUUUUUCAAGAAUAAGUAUUUCUGGCGAGUGCAACGUUCCGGUUCCCUUGUGUCUCUCGCCCCGGCACUCAUCUCAAAUUUCUGGCACGGGCUCCCGAAGGACCUGCGCAAGAUCGACAGCGUGUACGAGAGAACAACGGACAGCAAGAUCGUCUUCUUUAUUGGUGAUGAGUUCUGGCUGUUCUCUGACACGCGUGCCCUGCCAGGGUACCCCAAGCCCCUCUCUCUCUGGAGUCUCCCCGCAGGGGGGGUCGAUGCCUCGUUCGUUUGGGCUCACAAUGGAAAGACCUAUAUGUUCAGGGGGGCUCAGUUCUGGCGCUACGACGAUCGCGAGGGACGCAUGGACACAGGGUACCCCAAAUCCAUCAGCCUGUGGCGCGGGAUUCCCCAGGACCUCGAUGAUGUCAUUACCUGGGGAGAUGGCGAUGCCUACUUCUUCAAGGGAGACCAAUACUGGGUGCAGAAGAAAGGGCAGUUGGACCAGGAGGUGGAGCCCCCCAAAUCCGUGCCCAUCGAUUGGAUGAGGUGCCCCCCGCCCCCCACAAGACCUGCCCCAGCCAAUCCCAGGGGGGCAGAAUGCAACUGUGACAUGAGCAGCGGAGGGGCGGGUCUUAGAGAGCACAGGCGAUCUAAUUGGCUGCUCACUGUGACCGUUGUGUUCUACUUGCUCCUCCCCUCUUCCAUGACCCUUUCGUAGGACUCUCCAGAAAUGAUUUACUGGCAUUUAGAGUUCCUCGGGCAAGCUGAAAAGCAAAAUAAAAUCAUAAAGGUAACGAUU